AACUCAGUAACUCCACCUCGACAAAAAGAGGAAAAUCCAAACUCAAACUAAUCCUUGAACUUUGAUUUGCACUAUAAAACCCCUUGACAACCUUAACAACUUCAACUUAUUCCCUCCAAAAAAUUGAACAACUAUAUAUAAAUCUAUAAUCCAUGGCAAUUCAAGCUCCAUCACUCACAGUACACCUUUUCUCUUGCCAAGAUUUCAAUACAAAAAAUUCAAGAAAACACACAUUUACACCAAUUGAACUUGACCCUCUUUCCCUUAUACCCAAAUGCAAAUCUUUAAAAGAGCUAAAGCAAAUUCAAGCCUUUUCCAUAAAAACCCAACUGCAAAAAGAUGUCUUUCUUAUGAAUAAGCUCAUAAAAUUUUGCGUAAAUGAUCCAACACUUGCCAAUAUGCAUUAUGCACACCACCUGUUUGAUCAAAUUCCUCAACCAGAUAUAGUUAUUUUUAACUUCUUGGCGCGAGGAUAUGCGCGUAGUGACACCCCUUUAAAUGUUUUUAUCGCGUUCUUGAAGAUUCUAGCGUUGGGUGUUGCACCGGAUUUGUAUACUUUUCCUUCUUUGUCGAAGGCGUGUGCGCGUGCUGAAGCUUUGGAGGAAGGUAUGCAGUUGCAUUGUCUUAUGAUUAAGUAUGGUCUUAACGAUGAUAUGUAUGUUUGUCCUGCUCUUAUGAAUAUGUACAUUGAGUGUAAUGACAAUGGCUCAGCUCGUCGUGUGUUUGAUAGGAUAGGUGAUCCUUGUGUGGUAAUGUAUAAUGCGAUUAUAAUGGGGUAUGUGAGAAGUAGUGAGCCAAAUGAGGCUCUCUUGUUGUUUCGUGAGUUGCAAGUGAAGAAAAUUAAGCCUACUGAUGUUACGGUUCUUGGUGUUGUUUCGUCGUGUGCUUUGUUGGGAACGUUGGAAUUUGGAAAAUGGGUGCAUGAAUAUGUUAAGAAGAAUGGUUUUGAUCAAUAUGUUAAGGUGAACACGGCACUUAUUGAUAUGUAUGCAAAGUGUGGGAGCUUGGAUGAUGCGAUUUCUGUUUUUGAGAGUAUGCCUUAUAGGGACACUCAAGCAUGGUCAGCAAUGAUCAUGGCUUAUGCUGUUCAUGGGCGUGCCCGUUGUGCAAUAUCUUUGUUUCAAGAGAUGCAGAACGCUCGAGUUAGUCCUGAUGGAAUAACAUUUUUGGGCCUCCUCUAUGCCUGCAACCACAGUGGAUUGGUUGAUGAGGGUUUUAGAUUUUUCAAUAGCAUGAAAGAGAACUACAGGAUUGCACCUGGGGUGAAACAUUAUGGAUGCAUGUUGGAUUUGUUAGCUCGGGCUGGCCGCCUUACUGAUGCUUUUAAAUUCUUAAUGGAAUUGCCAAUUCCGCCAACUGUUUUACUUUGGCGGACAUUGUUAGCUGCUUGCAGCAUCCAUGGAAAUGUGGAUUUGGGGAAGCUGGUACUUGGGCGAAUCUUCGAAAUGGACAAAUCACAUGGUGGUGAUUAUGUGAUCUUUUCAAACAUGUGUGCACGAGCUGGGAAGUGGGAAGAAGUGAAUUACAUCUGGAAAUUGAUGAAAGAAAGUGGGAUUAAAAAAAUUCCAGGAUAUAGUUCGAUAGAGGUUAACAAUGUACUGCACGAAUUCUUCUCCGGGGAGGUUACACGUAUUGAGCAUAGGGAGCUGCACCAGGAAGUUGACAAGUUAAUUGAGAAAUUGAAAUCGGUUGGUUAUGUUCCUGAUACUUCUAUCUCUUUUCGUCCUGGCGUAGAAGAUGAAGAUAAAGAAGCUACUUUGAGGUACCACAGUGAAAAAUUGGCAAUUACUUUUGGUCUUCUUAAUAGUCCACCUGGAAAAACAAUUCGCGUUGUUAAGAACCUUAGAAUCUGUGAGGAUUGCCAUUCAGCUGCAAAAUUCAUAUCACUUAUCUUUAAACGAAACAUUAUUAUCAGAGAUUUGCAUAGAUUUCAUCAUUUUGAAGGUGGGAACUGCUCUUGUGGGGAUUUUUGGUGACAAAUGAACGAUAUGCACUCUUGCGAGAGGAAACAUCCACCACCUUCACAUUAACGUGUUUCAUCAAUUUUGAAGUUGGAAAAAGUUAUGGUGGGUAGUUUUGGUUACGUAAUUGCUGGAAUGUACCAUAGCGCGAGCAAGCCUCUACCAGCUUAACAUCAACAACAACACCCUGUGUAGUCCUACUAAGUGGGUCUGGUGAGGGUAGAUUAUACACAGACCUUAACUCUACCUCAAAGGUAGAGAGGCUUUACCAGCUCAACGUCAACCGGAGAAAAUGCAGAGUUUUUUUUGUGAUGAUUGGCUAUUCUCAUCCGCCAUGAAAAGAGAUUUUCCUACAAAUUUGUUUUGCUAGUGAAUCCUGGUGAAAGUCCAAAACUGUGGUUGGCAAAUAAGAUAUUCGUCACUCUUCUUGGCAUGCUUCCCACGCUUCUCUGUCAUUGGGAGUCGAAUCACGAAAUGGCUCCACUUGGCACAUUCCAGAUUGUCCUGUUAGAGUAACAUUAGCAGUGCGUUUUCCACAUGAUUUUACCAGUUUUGGCAUACAUAGAACAAUUAUUACUAAAACGAAUUUUGGUGAUCGUUCCCAUCCACACACUGGUAAUCCUGGCAAGGAUGGAAUACUACCGCCCCAUGCUGAUCAAGCUUAUUGUAGUAAACUGUUUGUUUGUCCUCUGUGCCUCCCAGAGUUUUGAUUUCUUUUACUUUGUCCAGCAGGAAAGUUUUCCACUUAUCGUUAGUUCCUCAUCGAAAAUAAUAUUAUUAUUACUCUUGGAAUGUAUUUGGGUAAUAAUUAUUGGAGUUUCCGAAGAUUUGAACUUUCUAACUUAAACGUUAUGUUUGUUUUCAGUGACCGCCAGCACAAUGUGACCUAAAGAGAAGUUGUUGCUAUCCAACUACUGGAAAGCCCGCACUCGACUUUGGCAUUCAUGUUCUUUGGCCAAAUUACAACAACGGCUCUUAUCCAUCAAGUUGUGAUAAGAGAAACCUCUAUGAUGAAACAGAGUGUGUUUGAAGGGAGGGCCUCUACAUUAAUUUAUCCUGCACAGAUGAAAAUUACUAUAUUUUACAUAGGUGGGAAGACUGGUCAUUUUGAAGAUCUGGGUGCCAACUGUGCACAUGAAAAUUUGUGUUGGUGCAGAUCAAAGACCUGAUAGGUGACAUGCAAGAGAACUGGCCAACGCUUGCUUGUCCAAAAAAUAAUGGAACAAAAUUCUGGUCACACUAAUGGAACAAACACGGCACCUGUUCUCUUUCUACUCUUGAUGAGCAUUCUUACUUCAAAGCAGCUCUGACCAUUAAGGAGAAGGUGAAUCUGCUUUCAGUUCUUAAGAAUGCAGGAUCCGAACCAGGAGGCUUUUACAGCUUGGAAGCCGUCAAGGAAGCUAUAAAAAAUGGAAUUGGAUACGAAGCAGCAAUAGAAUGCAAUAAGGAUUUAUUUGGAAACAGCCAACUGUAUCAGGUUUAUCUUUGUGUUGAUAAAUAUGGUAUCGACCUCAUCGAGUGCCCAAUACUCCCCAAAAGGAAAUGCAAUGAAACUAUUGAGUUUGCAACGUUUGGUCCAGGAGCCUUCGUCGAGGAGAGAUCUUUCCUCACUCUUUCUUUCCCUUGAGAGUUACUAAUCUUCAACCUAUUAGUCCUUUUCUUUUCCAUGUUGCAUUGUGCCUUUUUCUGAAAUAAGAUGCACUUCCAUUGAAUCAACUUUGUGCAACUUAUUUUGAUAUGCUUCUACUGUCUUCGUGUAAUUGCAUUCCCAGUUAUUCAUUUCAAUUAUCAAGCAGAAAAUUGGGUUGA
Messenger RNA from Capsicum annuum, 3770 nucleotides. Its product is annotated as pentatricopeptide repeat-containing protein At2g02980, chloroplastic. Bases 153 to 1976 code for a protein of 607 amino acids. Lineage: Eukaryota; Viridiplantae; Streptophyta; Magnoliopsida; Solanales; Solanaceae. Gene Ontology annotation, biological process: RNA modification. The record is from RefSeq and is a predicted model, not a curated record. Gene Ontology annotation, molecular function: zinc ion binding; RNA binding; protein binding. The transcript has 5 exons.